UGUAUCAGUGCCUCUUAUUUACCUUUCUUUACUUCUCCCUUUCUCUCUCUCUCUCGCUGUCUUUUAGGCUUUUAGCCCACCACUUUUUUCUCCAACUUUCCAAGACCUUACAGGCUUUUUCACAAGCCAAAGUAGUCCUUCGUUUCGCUUGGCUUCGCUUUCGCUAAUGUCAGCACGGCAGAAAUAGAGCAGAAGACCAGCUUGUGCCCAAUUCCCACCCAUGCUUGUUGAUGAAGAUCAUGCACAUGACCUCCUGCAGUGGCUUAUCUUCUUCCUCUCCCUUCUUCCCACCAAGCUUCAUUCUCCAGAUGCAGAGUACCAAUUCCGACCACGACCACCUUCCAGUCCCUCCCCUUAAUCCUCAAGACUUUUCUUCCAGAGGGAUGCAGGGGAUUGUGGAGGCUUGCGGGGAAGGGGAGGAGGAGCUGUCCGAUGACUGCUUGCAGGCAGGGGAGAAGAAGAGGAGGCUCAACGUGGAGCAGGUGAGGACACUAGAGAAGAAUUUUGAGCUUGGGAACAAAUUGGAGCCUGAGAGGAAGAUGCAUCUGGCCAGGGCUCUUGGUCUUCAGCCUAGACAAAUUGCGAUCUGGUUUCAGAACAGGAGAGCUAGAUGGAAGACAAAGCAGCUUGAGAAGGAUUAUGAUUUGCUCAAGAGACAAUUUGAUGCCAUCAAGGCAGAUAAUGAUGUCCUCCAGGCUCACAACAAGAAACUACUGGCUGAGAUCCAGGCUCUUAAAGGGAGGGAUGCACCUGAACUGAUAAAUCUGAAUAAGGAAACGGAGGGAUCCUGCAGCAACAGAAGCGAGAAUAGCUCAGAGAUAAACUUGGACAUUUCAAGAACGUCAACCACAGCUGCGAUGGCUGCCUCCGCCUCCGCCUCCGCCGCCACCGCCACCGCUGCCACAGUGGUCUCAGAGAACCCGCACGUAAAUCAUCCCAUACAGAGCAUACCAUUCUUCUCCGUCAUCCGACCGCCGGUGAUCGCCCACCUUCUCCCAACCUCAUCAAGACCUGAUCAUCUCCACUGUACCAAGAUAGAGCACGGCGCCCUGGUCUCUGAUGAAAACUUCGGCAACUUGCUCUGUGGAAUGGACGAUCAAAAUGCCUACUGGCCCUGGCCCGAUCAUCAUAAUCUCCAUUGAUCCAUGCUUUUGCACAUAUAAAUAUUUAUAUAUAUUUAUUUAUAUAGAUAUGCUUUGCUUUGUGGGAGUAAUUGAAGAAGAGUACCUGUUUGAAUUUGAGGUUGGAGCUGAGUGCAUAAAAAGCUCACUGAGAAAAAUUAAGUAGUGCAAAAUAUGUUGGUAUAUUCUCCUUUCCCUCCCAACGUAUUUUCACUUCAUUGCAUAUUGGUACUCUAGAUGUAAAAUAAUUAAUUGUUAUGCGAGUUUUUUUU
Phalaenopsis equestris is the source of this 1393-nucleotide messenger RNA. RefSeq names its product homeobox-leucine zipper protein HOX21-like. Gene Ontology annotation, molecular function: sequence-specific DNA binding; DNA-binding transcription factor activity, RNA polymerase II-specific. The transcript has 2 exons. The coding region runs from base 231 to 1142 and encodes 303 amino acids. Lineage: Eukaryota; Viridiplantae; Streptophyta; Magnoliopsida; Asparagales; Orchidaceae. Gene Ontology annotation, biological process: positive regulation of DNA-templated transcription. The record is from RefSeq and is a predicted model, not a curated record. Gene Ontology annotation, cellular component: nucleus.